AUGGAGAUUGAGAGUAUUACUUUGCAACUAAGUGAGAAACAAUGGAACAACCCUGGCGAUUCCCAGAAUACAUACGUGGGAAUAUGGUACAAGAAAAUUUCUAUUAGGACCGCUGUAUGGGUUGCCAACAGAGAAAUUCGACUUGUCAAUUCGUCAAGCAUCUUAACAGUAAUCGACCCUGGAAUUCUUGCCCUUGUCAAUGGUACCGACAGUGUCAUUUGGUCUCCCAAUGUGACAGGAUCCACACAGGACCCUGUUGCACAACUUAUGAAGUCAGGAAAUCUUGUUGUGAAAGAUGCGAAUGAUAAUAAUUUGUGGCAAAGCUUUGAUUAUCCAUGUGAUACUCUUUUACCAGGCAUGAAACUUGGAUACCCACAAAACAUUCUGAGUAAUGGUCCUGUUGAGCUAUUUCGAACUGGGCCAUGGAAUGGUCUCAAAUUCGGUGGGAAUCCAAACCUUAAACCAAACUCCAUCUACACAUAUGGAUUGGUUUAUACCAAAGAGGAGGUGUAUUAUGGUUAUGAACUCAUCAGUUCAGUUGUUUCAAGGUUUUCUCUACAUUAUACUGGUGUUAUGCAACGCUUUACAUGGAUUGAUCGAACGCAGGAAUGGGUCCUUUACCUGACUGCACCAAUCGAUAACUGUGAUAAUUAUAAUCUAUGUGGUCCAAAUGGUAAAUGUAAUGUUGAAAACUCGCCAGUAUGUGGCUGUUUGAAUAAAUUUGUGCCCCAAAACCAAAUAGAAUGGGGAAAUGGAGAUUGGUCUAGUGGGUGUGUUCGGAGGACAACAUUGGAUUACCAUAAUGGAGAUGGGUUUCUGAAGUAUUCACAAUAUAAGAUGCCAGACACACAGAACUCCUGGUUUGACAAGAGCAUGACCCUAAGGGAAUGUGAGAUGAUGUGCUUGAAAAACUGCUCUUGUAUGGCUUACGCAAAUUUAGAUAUAACAGGAGGUGGAAGUGGUUACUUGCUUUGGUUUUAG
Camellia sinensis is the source of this 981-nucleotide messenger RNA. The record is from RefSeq and is a predicted model, not a curated record. Lineage: Eukaryota; Viridiplantae; Streptophyta; Magnoliopsida; Ericales; Theaceae.